AUGAGCGAGCAACGAGUUUCACAACCCAAAACUCCGGUAAGCAAUGAGGAGAAGUGGGAUCAUAGUUUGGAGAAUUUUUUUCGCAAGACAACACUAGGACUCGCCUACAGCAUCUUGCCUGCAUUUCUGCUGGCUCGGUCUGCAGCUGCCCGCGGAGCCAUUCUCAUGUUCGCCACCGGUAUCGGCUCAGGUAUUGCUUAUGGUGAGGCGCGCUAUCUUUUUGACCACGAUGUUGUGUUUGACAGAAGACAUUUAGUACAUAUCGAGCUACUGAAACCCAAGGAGUCGAAAAUCAAUUAA
Molecule: messenger RNA, 300 nt
Organism: Trypanosoma brucei brucei TREU927
Lineage: Eukaryota; Euglenozoa; Kinetoplastea; Trypanosomatida; Trypanosomatidae
Exons: 1
Coding region: 1-300 (99 amino acids)
Cellular component (GO): mitochondrion; MICOS complex; mitochondrial inner membrane
Source: RefSeq, a predicted model, not a curated record